Cephus cinctus (wheat stem sawfly) is the source of this 2601-nucleotide messenger RNA. RefSeq names its product nuclear pore complex protein Nup88 (gene mbo). Gene Ontology annotation, molecular function: structural constituent of nuclear pore. The record is from RefSeq and is a predicted model, not a curated record. The transcript is spliced from 15 exons. The coding region runs from base 411 to 2507 and encodes 698 amino acids. NCBI's taxonomy places the organism in Eukaryota, Metazoa, Arthropoda, Insecta, Hymenoptera, Cephidae. Gene Ontology annotation, biological process: ribosomal small subunit export from nucleus; mRNA export from nucleus; protein import into nucleus. Gene Ontology annotation, cellular component: nuclear pore.
AUACGCCGGUAGUGCAAGUACUUUCCGAUUAGGCUAGUAAAAAUUGAUAAAAAUAUUAUUAAUUGUUAUCAGAUGCAGUGUCGGUUACGUAAAAAAAUAGUGAUAGUGACGAGUGAAGUGAACGUUGAGUGCGCGUGAUUUUUGGAUUCCUGAAGUUAUUUUAUAUAGACUGGACCGAAUCAUCUAUACAUCUGAUGACGUCAGACUGAUUACAAAGGUUAAAAAUGCCGAGGUCCAUUGAGAAGACGCAACAGGGAUGCUGGAAAUCAAAGUUCGUCUAUGGAAGAUGAUGGUACACAGUCCGCCAUCUCUCGUCAGCCGUCAGAAGCCAAGGUGGCCAGCCUGGAAUCAGCUGUUACCGACAGCAGUUAACUUCAUUGUUGUGCAGUAGCGUGCGUCAAAACGUGAAGAUGAGUUCGUGCACAGAUCCACUUUGUUUAAACGAGAAGAAAUUAUUUAAAGUGCUGAGGGAGAGUUUACCCAAGGACCUCAAAGACACCAGAAAUAUCAUUGAAAUACGGGAUGACGUGCUGUACGCCUGGAAUGCAGAUAAAGGCGCGAUUCUCACGCUGAACGUUGCUGCCACGCGUGGAAAAGCCAGCGAGGAUGUGUCUUAUCAAACACUUCUACUUACCGACCCACCCAUGUUCGAGAUCACCAAUCUAUUGAUUAAUGAGACACUGACCCAAUUGGUAAUGUGGGGUAAUCUCGGACUGGCGCUUGUCGAACUGCCAAGUAGAUGGGGUAAGGACGGCGCAUUCGAGGGUGGCAAGGACGUUGUAACGUGCAUAAGCCACAACCUUAAUAGCUGCUGGUCUUAUUUCGCUAGUGGUGAAGUUCGUAGAGCAAGAUGGCAUCCUGGAUCUACUAAUGAUUCCCAUUUGGUUGUACUCACGUCACAAAAUACAUUACAGCUAUUCGAGUCCGAGGUAGGCUCAGAACCGAAACUUAUCAGAAACUGGAAUAUCGGCAUGAGUCGUUCGGGAUCUCCAUCCAAAAUACCAAGUUUCGAAGAUCUUGGAGACACGGCAGUCGAUUUUGAUUUUACUACACCAACCGUUAAGAAAUCUAAUGGCAAGAUGGACAAGAUAAACUGGAAUCAAAUCGAGUGGUCAAUUUUGGGACUUUGCGGAUCUGGCGAAGUGUUUAUAAUUCGUGAAAAUAUUUUAGGCGAAACUUAUUCUAAAUCAAUACGGAUGGAGUUCUUAACUAUACAUCCCUGGGCAGAGGAUAAUUAUGGCACAGAAUUCUGUUCUAUAAUGUGCAUUCAAACAACACCCCCGAUUGUCAUACUGGCAUCUUGUCAUGGAAAGAUUUACCAUGGCAUUUUAUUGAAGGAUGUAGUUGAUGAAAAAGAUAAGCUGAACUCAUCCAAUAGUAUCAUUGAAAGAUCUAACACUCCGAAAGAUGCUCUGUACAUUUAUGAAAUUAUAGAAAUGGAACUGGGAUUGCUGUACAGAGAAGAAGAUAAAAAGUACACCUGUCCAAUUAAUCUACACAGUGACAAGGGAAACAAAUCCAGAUACUUCUGUUCCCAUAAUGCUGGCAUCCAUAUGGUCAGUUUACCUAUGGUUUCACAAUUGGAUGAAUAUAUCAAUGCUAGCGAAGAGAACUCUGAGCUGUACAUUCCAACACUCUCAAACCAAUCAAGUUUUCAAUAUCUUCUCUGUACAAGAACCAAGCAUACCAACGAAAAUCAAGCUACUCCUAUAUUGGGUUUUGGUCUACUCCAAGAUCCUUGUGUCUUGAUCGUGUUGCUUCAUACAGGAGUAGUGGUGGAUUUGACUGUAGUAGAUCUUCAGUAUCUCCCAAAAUUGGAACAACCAGAACCAACCAUGAGUCCCAGUAAAAAGGUAACUAAAGUGCCAUUCGACGUAUAUAUCAAAGGUCUUCUAAGACACGAAGUGACGCAACCCAUUACUAAGCUGAGCAAUCAGUCAGAAUUGUCAGCUCGUGAAGCACUGGAGCUACUGUACCGUGCAACUCACAUAUUUCGUACAAGCUAUUUUAUAAAUCAUGACAAAGUACGAGAAGAACUGUCAAAGAAGGUGCGCAGUCUGAAGGCUCUCAAGGAACACCAAUUAAAGGAACUUGAUAGACUUAUAGAAACUAAAAGGGAACUUAAACAAACAGCAGAACAUCUGGCUGAGCAUUAUGAAGAUAUUAAAGAUGUCCAAGAGGAUCUAGCACGAAGAGCUGAUACAGUAUUGAGACUUGUUAAACAAAAGGAACCUUCGAUGUCUGUUGCUGAGAGAGCUGAAGCCCUCGCAUUGAAAGAUAUGGCCGAUAACAUAAAUGAGCUGAAAAUGCGUUUGGAACAGUUGAAGAAAAAAGCUUCUGAUCAGGCGAAAUAUCGUGAAAGUUAUAAGAAAUCGAAUAUAACUCGCGAUAUCGUACUGAGCAAGUCUCAAGAGGAAGCAAUCAAGACUAACUUGAAACAAAUAGGUAACGACAUUGCGGGACUGAUAUCACAAGUGAAAAAUCUUCAGAUAGACAUUGGCCUAUAAUAUGCGCAGUGAAUUUACUUUCUAACUUUUUUUUUUACUGUAUUGCGAUAUGUUUUUAAAAAUAAACCUCACGUUUUCAAUUAUUUUACCUUAA